CACGUCGCGUCAGUCGUCGUGUACGUGUACGCGCGCGUGUUUGCCGCUCUACAGACUGCACCGGACCGGUGGUGCGCGCGUGUUGUUGUGUGCGCGUCAAUCGUAUACGCACUAUAAUAUACGUGUAUAGGUACACCGAACACCCGCCACCCCAAUCACCACCACCACUACCCUCUAAUUCACUCCGCACACGCCGUCAUCACCACCACCGCCAACACCACCACCACCGACGCCGACUCCACCACUACCCGCGACGACCGCGGUUUCCGCAACCGAAUCGCCGCCGCACCACCUGAUGGAUCCGCGCCGGACCGUGUAACUGCCGUGGUGCGACACACGACGACCGCGACGACACCGACACCGCGCCGCUCGCGCACUGCUUGUUUCGCCGACACGACCGGCACUACGACAUUAUCGUCGCUGUCGUCGUCGUCGUCGUCGUCGUCGUCCAACCGUCGGCUCACCGGCCGCAACACUUCGUCGCGGUAUCAUAUACCGCGACGGGCGACGACCGCGGUCACAGAGUCCCGUUCGAAUAUCUUCUUCUGGUUUGCGGUUGUCCCACUGCAGGAUAUAUCGCUUUAAAACAGUACAGGACUGCGAGUCCAUCGCCAUGUUGCGCUUCGAAGCAUGUAUGUCAUCUUCCCGGCGGACGAAGUCGUACAGCUGUCAUUCGGUCGACCCGCAACACGUCAGCGUCAACAGCAGCGGUCCGGUCAACGUUGCUAUUGCGACCAACACCGUACUGUCCCAGUCGUGGAUGGCGGUAACAAACUCUUAAGAGAAGAUCAACAAAUGAACCAAAUGGCCUCAGCGAUGGGCGAUGACCUAUCGCUUAGGGACCUUACGCAUCCGGCACUGAACGACUCCUUGAAAACGCACAAUGCCGCCACAUUCAAGCUCGUCAAAACAGUGUCCGAUUUCACGCAAGAGUUGUCCCAAAUGUACGAACAACACGCAGCCGAGCUGCAACUGCUAGUCACGAAUUUCCGAAAGAAAAACACCGAUCUCAGGAAGGACAGGCCCUCAUUCCCUAGCCAAUUAUUCUACACGUGGGAAACGUUCCUGCAAGAGGUGGAAACGGACUCGAAGUCAAUCAGUGACGUAGCUAGUGUACUCGGUCGACAAAUUUCUAGGCCGCUUUUAGAUAGGUCAUUCUAUCGAAAAGUACAAUCACGUAAAGUAUUCAGCCAAAGAGACUCGUUGGAAUUGAUCUUGCAAAAGUCUGAGGAUAAACUAUCAAAGUGCAGAGAAGAUUACAAACGUUCUUUCCUUGCCCAGCUGUCAUCUCCAAACAGCUCAGCAUCCCUAUCUUCGUACCUCGACGCCCACAAUGCCUACGUCACUCAACUCCAUGCCACCAACGGGAUGGUCGACCAGUACAACCAAUAUGUACUACCACAACUCUUACAGGAAUUAGAAGACGUUUACUCGGACUUGUGUAUGUCCCUGUCGGAUGCGGUUCUCCAAGGAUCUGACGUCAUAUACAACAAGUCCAGCGAUCAGUCGAAGAGAUACAAUGCUCUGGGAUCCCAAUGUCGACAACUGACACCGGGUUCGGAUUUGGUCGCGUUCGCCCGGUCCCUCACACCACUGCCCACCACGCCGCACCCGUCGCAGCGAACCCGAAGCUAUUGUCCGCCACAAGCUCCGGCGGACACCGAGGGAAUGAUCUUGGAACCAGGGGUCACGGAGGCUAUAGCACAGCUGGCGUUAAAAAACGAACUGAUUGUCGACAGACUGGCCAGCUUGGACGUGCGAGCAGGUUAUGACACUAUAAGAGCGGAAUUGAUGGACCUCGAGUCUCAGAUGAAACAGAUACAAGAUUCGGUGGAAACUUUUAAGCGCUUACAACAAAGGAGCCUGGAACAAUCGAUGUUCAGCAAGGCGAACGAACUUCAAGAGGACAUCAGCAUCAAGAGAUUUGAAUUUCGCACCGCGCAAAUGCACCUGGCGGCCGUCAAGUCGCAGAAAGAUCUGUUCGCAUCCAAGCUAGAAGCGACCGAAUCGAACGCACGAGAUAGGAAACUAUCGUCGUCGUCCAGUGGCAGCAUGAAAUCCAAAUGGUUAAAGGCCAUCAAGAGCCUGAAGACCACCAGUGGGCCGACCAACAACAAUACAACGCAAAAGGAUGAAAAGAAACACCAAAUGUACCACGCGGUAUCGACCAUAAUUGCAAUGAGGAAAACCGGACGUGACGGAAACCCACAGUUCUCGGCCAACACGGAAACGGCGCACCAGUUCCAGGAGUACACGUACAAGAAAAUUACACCGUGCGAUUUUUGUUCACAGGUCCUUAGAGGCCACACCAGACAAGGUCUCAAGUGUCGGGUGUGCAAGAUGAACGUGCACUUGGACUGCCAGGAGAAAGUCACCACCCGGUGUCAGGUGAAGUCACGGUUGUUGCGCCGACAGAAGUCUACGUCAGAGAUCGAGACGAAGAUGGCGGCAAUGAACGUGGCGGGCCGCGACGACGAUGAAGUAAUUCCCGGUGCGGACGGCGGCGGUGGUGUUGGCGGUGCCGGCGUUGGUGGUGUUGGUGGAGGAGGUGGUGGUGGUGGUGGAGGCGUUGGAGGUGGUGGAGGCGGCGGUGCAAGUGGCGGCGGUGGGGGCAGUGGUGCAAGCGGCGGCCUCCAGCUGCAACUGGACGGCGCGGGACAACCGGUCGACCAGGUGUACCAGGUGUUGAAGCAGGCCGGCGAGAUCCGCACGUCGCCCAGACCGGGCGGCGGCCCUUCCGGUUCACGGCAGCAGCAACAGAUGGCCGUCGGCGGGCCGCCCACUGAACCACUGCCCAGAUCGUCGCCAUCGCAGCAGCAACAGCAGCAGCAGCAGCAGCAACAGCAACAGCAGCAGCAGCACCCGCAGCAGCACCUGCAGCACCCGAACAGUUUAGGUAGACCGGGAACCACGCUGAACGUCACGUCGCCGCCAAUCGCGUCCAGCUCAGCGGAAUCACACGUCGUCGGCACGUCUUCGGCCUCCUGCAGACUCCCGGAAUCGGCAGCACCCAGAAGGCGGAGACUGUUCGGCGGCGUCAAGAGCUUUACCAUGUUCGGUGGCAGGUCCCAAACACAAGGCCGAUCGAUAUCGUUACCCGAAAGCCAGACCACCUGCUAUACUCAGGGACAAGACAAGCAUUUUUGGACUCGAUCAGUCCCUACCGCUCCGCACAGCCCUCGUCGACCGAAACUCAAUUCACGCAUGAAGAGCUUUUCGUUGGACUCGUCGGACACCGCGGAACAAGCGCAAAGGCGACGGAUGGGCGGCAGUGGCAACGGCAGUGGCGGCGGUGGCAGCGGCAGCAGCACCGGACUACAACAGCAGAUGGAAAGCUACUCGAAUCCUUCGUCCUCGUCCAGAUUGCAAUCUCCGUCUAGCCCGGUGCACAACCGGCGUCUACUGUCCACCAGGACCAUACGGAUGAGCUCCGUCGAGUUACCCGACGACAACGAUAAAUCACUGUCGUCGGCAAGUACGUCUCCGUGCCCGUCGCCGGUGAGAUAUUCACAAAAACCUCACAGGCUGUUACCGAAUAAUCUCUAUGUGGUGCUGUACAAUUUCAAAGCCCGCCGGGAAGACGAACUGGAUUUAAAGGCGGGAUACAAGGUCACAGUUAUCGACACGUCAGAUCCGGCCUGGUGGAAGGGUAAAUGUUUCGGUCGCGUCGGUUACUUUCCGUACAAUUACGUGACCAAAGUGCAGCCAGGCGAGAGGCCGUGGCAAGUCACAAUCAAUUUACAGGUGUUGGACGUUGACAAUAAUCCACUCACAUUGCUGAGAGACCAGAUCGUUAUCCAGAUCGGCGAAGGACCAGACGGCUCAGUAAUGAUCAGAAACGCAGAGAACAAACAGGGAAUGUGCCCGGUGAAGUUCCUGCAGGAGGUGUGACAAUCGGGUGAGCGAUACGUGACGCAUCGCUUCUCCAUGUCUCGACGUCCUUUCUUGAGCCCCUCUUUGCCCUCGGACUACGAGAGAUACGACGACGACCGGCCUUGCGGCCGUCGACAUUCCAACUCGCAGAACCGACCGCUGUUGGUGAUCGGUCAACGUUGAAACAAUCCGCGACGCCGAAUUAUACACACACACACAUUCAUACAAAUACUCACUUUUACAUACACCCGACACACACAUACGCACACGCACACACACGCGUAAUAUAUAUAUAUAUAUUAUUAUAUACAAACGCAUAAGCAGGUAUCGCAAUUCUCUAUACCCCCUCGACAGUCUCCUCGAACAACCCCCUCGCGGCUGAGGAAACUAGCCCACUCACCCACCUCCCCCCCCAGCAAACUACUACAGGAGUUGUUAAAUUACACCCCCUCCAUCCCUCGCUCACUACUUUGUUGUGUACAACACAGAUAUAUAUUAUUAUAUAUUUACGCCGACGAGACUCUACGAAAAUAUAAUAAUUCACCGUGUUGUGCCUGCUCGUUGUGCUUGUUUGUGCGACGUGUAUGGCGCGCGUGUGUGUGUAUGUUGUUGUUGUUGUUGCUGUUAUUACUUAUCCAAUCGAUUUAUAGAAAACUGUAUACCCUCUUCAUAUUCGUGCUACCACUAUAUUAUAUUAUGUUCUAUAACCCAUUCGACGACUCAUCUUCAUACCCACACACAUAUAUACGUAAAACUUCUAUUUUAUACGCGAACAUACAUAAUAAUAACAAUAUAAAUAUUAUAUUAUGUAAAAAAAAUUACGACCAAUUUUCUUGAAAAAAAAAAAAAAUUUAAUGAAAAAAAUUUAUUAUUCUAGCAUAUUAUUAUAAAUAUGAUCUCUCUGUAGUUAUAUAAUAAUAUAUUUUAGUCUGCAGAGAAAAUCGCACUCGUACGCGUGUGUAAAAUCAUGAAACAUAAUCAUUUUGUAAGCCUAAAACAGUAUUUUAACGUUAUAUUCGUACAGUUAUAUAUUAUAUUAAUUAUAUAUAUAUUAUAUUUGUAUACUGGCCUAGAUUUGGAUUGUGUUUUACAGGCUAUUCACACUUAUAAUUUUUUAUUAUUUUUUUUUAUUAAAGAAAUAUUAACAAAACAUAUUAUUAUCUCAACCAGGCACUUAGGUGUUUACCUAAUAUUAUUGGCUAUAAUAAUCGUUUAGCUAUGCUAUGUGUAAAUUACAUUUUGUCGUACGCUGAGCUAUAUAUUAUAUAUACAUAUAAUAAUAAUAUAUAUAUAAUGUUAUUUCGUGGUUAAAACUAUUAAUAAUAAUAAUAAUAAUAUAUAUAUAUAAAAAAAAUUAUAUAUAAAUUAUAUUACCUAUACCUUACGCUGAAUAAUACUUUUUGUCCGACACUUGUUUCCGUUAUGGACAUGGAGGUACUACAUUAUAUUAUCUAAUAAUAAUAUAUAUUAAAUUUUAAAAAGUUUUCGAAAAAUAAAAAUAUUUAUAUAUUUAGGGUAUCUCGCGCGUCCCCGCCUUGACCCAAAUUAAGUUUUAAAAAAACAAUCUUCGACUGCUGUCUAUAAUAUUAUAAAUAUGUAUUUGCAUGUUAUAUAAUAUUAUAUUAUACAUAUAUAGAUAUAUUGGUACUUCUGGUAUAAUGUAUUUACGAUAAUAAUAAUACGCUACUAUCCACCCGCUGACUUUUGAGCUUUUGAUACCCGUCCACACCACACAUACACUCACACAUGUUCACGAACGUCCGAAACAAUUAUUAUAUUAUUACCAGUGAUCUGUGUAGGCAUAAAGUUUAUUUUUUCUGUCGUGCCGAGAAACAUUUAUAAGGAUACUAAUAUAUUUUACCAUGCCGAAAAAAAACAAAAACCUGUGUUUCUUAUAUCCACCAUAUUUAAGUAUUAUAUUUACAUAAUAAUAUAUACUAUAUAUAUAUAAUUAACUAUAAACAAUGCUGUCCUCCACAUAUACUAUAGAUAUUCAACUAAACGAAAUAUGAGUACAACUACUGUACAAGUAUAAUAUAACAUAAAUCCGAAAGUUUUUCACUCGUUUUCAACGAAUAGUGAUUGUUAUAACGCGUGACUAGAGAAGAUAACUGAUCUUCGCUUUACACUCGACCUAAUCAAUCGACAGGCAUACGUGUUGUACCUAUCCAUCACAGUCAUGCUCAGACAUGUUUGCCAGACAGGGCUUUACAACUGUUCCGCGUGACUACCGUCCUGUUUCCUUAUAUAGCGAAGAAAUUCUAAAAUAUAUCCUUCUAUUUAGAUAACUACAUAACUCACCACCAGAACAUAAGUUUUUGUGACACGUAAAUUAUCCAUAUCGAGAUACAAAUAAUCUCUUACUAUAAAACUAAACGUGCUUGACAAUAUAUAAUGUGCUAUCCUGCAAAUUGUAAUAUUGGGUGUACAAUACUUUUAGUGUUAUGAGCAUACGAGAUUAUAAUAAAUCUUUUAACUCGAUAUUUUUUUACUCCUGUAUAACCAGAUUUCCCACAUUAGCGAGCAUUGUACCACUUUUGAUAUCUGCGUCCUCCUUUUUAAACGGUCCAUAAACAACCAUAAACACCUCAAAUGAUUUUUAAUGAAUUCUAAACACGUUUAGUUUAUCAUUUAUUGUAACUUUUAUACUGUCACUUUAAUUGUAAUAAUAUUAACGUUACUAAUCGGUUUUAGAGUAGGUUACAAGGGGUAGUAAAAGGGUUAAGCAAACGUACAAAUCUUCACGCUAAACACAACUCAAUCGACAAAUGUCAUAAUCAGGACUAUGAAUUUAACGCAUUAAAAAUUUGUUUGAACAUAUUAUGUAUGAAAUAUUAACAACAUUUUCUGAAGCAAUUGUCUUUUAUAUCUAGAAAAUAUUUUUAUUUACAUAAUUUCAUUAGGUACUUUAAAAUAUCCAUUUUCAAUAAUACCAAUUGCCAAUCAUUAGGUACGUGGAAUUUUUGAAGUAAAACUUCUUUACAGAAGGUACGAAUAAAAAACCAUCACGGUUGACUGUCACGGCACGAUAGAUAAUGACACAAUGUUCAAUACCAUGAGCUAUAUCAACCACAUGUUUGUGGUAUCGAUUCAUGUCGGGGACACCUGCUUUUUUGCAUUUUUUCUGAUAUAGGUAUUUAUUAUAUUUUUAAAAUUUUUUUAUACAAAACAAACAAUAGAAACGUGUAUGUUUCGUGUACGGUACCGUGUUGGCCGUCACGUGACGAUUUGUUUUCCGUACCCUCUGUAAAAAAGUUUCACUCACCAGCGCACACAUAUAUAUUAUUUUAAUCGGUAUUUAUAUUCAGUAUUCACUGGAAAACGUCAAUGACAACAUCUACAAUCUAAAAAUAUUUUAUCUCCGAGUAAAAUAUUCAACAAAUACCAUCCUUCUUAGAAUUAACUUUCACCCAUAAAAUAAAAACCUCCCCGGGAACUGAGCAAUCAAGAUUGGCAAAUUGUCGAGAAAAAAACAGUUAGUUAAUUUUUUUUCUACAUAUAGAAUAUUAUAGGUCGAUAGUUAAGUUCUAAAAAAAUAUCGGCCAAAACUUGAUUCCGUUACCGAACGACAAAAUAUAUAGAAAACCUCUAUAGUGGUUAGAUUAGGUAUAAUAGGUUAGCCAUAGACCUGUUUAUAACCUAAAACGUAACAAUAUCAUACAUAAUAUUUAUACAUGUACCUAUAAUAUUAUAUUGUUAUUAUAUUACAUUUCACAUCGAACACAUUUUCUUGCCACUAAUUAUGCGUAGGCGUAUGGCCGCAUAAUAUUUGCUUCCGCCGAUAUUUAAAUUUAAAUAUUGUUUAAUUAUUUCGUAAAUUAUAACUAUGUAUAUGAACAACGCAAAUCUUUUAUCAUCUUCGUUUUCGCGUUAAUUAUACUUUUAACGAUCAAAUCGUGGAUGUUAUAAAAGCAUCAGACACAACCCCCUCCCCCACCCACCCGAUAAUAUCAUUCGACCGCCACCGCGAGUAAAGCAGCCCAUAUACGCGAUCAAUAAUAUUAUCAGUAUUACUAUUAUAUAUAGGGGAGUCGGUAAAAAGUAAUGUAGGUAUGAAUUUAUAGCAACUGGUUACCUAGUCUGGGAGCGAACAACUACACACACAAUCAAUACAAUAUAAUAUGCAUAAUUACUCUUGCAUACGUCCAAACGAUAUUUGAGUAUAUUAUAAAAGCGGUGCCCACAGUAGCGUAUAAUAUAUUAUUAUGUAAUGUUAUAUAACUGCAUAUAGGUACCUAUAUCGGGUAUGUGUGUUAUUUACUACAAUAUUAUUUUAUACGCAUAUAGGUGUACUUAUAAUAUGUAUUAUAAUAUUAUCGUGCGCAGCAGUCACUCUCACCUGAACAUUGUAUACCAUGUUACCUAUAUAAAAUAAAUAUGCUUUCGUUUUAUAAAAUAUAUAUAUAUAUUAUUAUAAAAAUUAAUUGUGUAAGGAAAAAAAACGCUAAUGCCGCAUAACACAAAAUGUGUGUUGUAUAUUGCAUUAUGAUGAUAAUAUAUAAUAUUAUGUAUUAUUCGUUUGUACUUGUUUAUUUUAUUAUAAUUAUUAUAUUUUUUUUUUUAAUUCUGUUUUUACGUUAAAAUAUUAUAUUGUGUUAAAAUGUUUUUUUUCUCAUGUACAUAAUAUAAUAUUAAUAUAAGAACCGCGUACGAUUCGGCCGCACGAGAUACGUGAUGUGGUUUCAUUCUCCGGCGGCCGUCGUCGACUUAUAUAUUAUUAUGAAAUAUAGGUUAUGUAUAUUAUAAUACGUCGUUAUUUAUACGCCUAUUAAAUAAUAAUACUAUAUGUAUUGUACACUUACUCGCCGCCCUUCCACUUGUGAGCUUUCGGUGCACGCGUAGCGUCCACAUCAUAUAUUACCAGCUGUAAUGUGAGCGUUUCGCGUGCGCCGCGAUAAAUGUCUUAGAAAAUUGUAAUUGAAAAAUGUUUUUAAAAUUAAUAUAGGUAUAAUAUUAAUAAUAUAUAAUAUAUAAAAAAAUAUGAUUAUGAUCAUAAUAAUAUUAUAAUGUGGUAUUCUCGCGAAUAUAAUAUUUGAUGAAAACAAUAAUAAUAUAUAGAAGGUAUCUUCUACCUAUAAUGCCUAUACCGAUAUACCCGAUACGAACGAGCGUUAAUUAAAAUUUAUAUAAUAAUAUAGAAGUCUAUAAGUUUAGAAAUCACUCGUUUUAUUUUUCGCUUCUUGUUUUUCGCCCGUCGCCCGGAAAAACCUAUCGAAACGGCCGACGUGUGCCAAACGCGAAUAUUUCCGUACACGAUAACAAAUCGGAAACAAACUGCGUACGUGCGUGAAUACCCGCAGGAUCGGCGGAAGGAGGAUAGCGUAGGGUAAAAUUGUGAUCAAAAAUUGAUUUUUUUUUUUUUUUUUUUUACGCCCAUUAUGAUAAUAAUAAUUAAAAUUAUAACAUUAAUAAUAAUAUGUAAUUUGUUACACGAUCGUUAUUGUUCAUUUAUGGAAUAUAAUAUAUUAUAUUAUUACCUAUAUACGUAUAUUAUAUGUACACGUAAAUAUUAUUAUUAUUAUUACUAUUAUUAUUUGUAUAAUUGUAUGAUUUGUAUUAUUUUAAUAAGAUAUAUAAAUUAUAUAUCUAUUUUACACACAAACACACAUACAUACACAUACACACCCACGUGUUAACGAUUGUAUAACCAAUUUGUUAAAUGUAUAAUAAUAAUUUAUGUAAUGAUUAUAUAUUAUAUAUAUAACAUGAUAUAUAUACAUUGUGAGAUACGGCAAACGUUGCACUCAGUAAAUUUACACGUUGAUGAUUUAUAAUAAUAUUAUGUUAAAUAAAAUAUAUUAUAUAUGUUAAACACGAUAAUUGCACGGAAAUCAGAAAAAAACAUAAAAUUGUAAAACGAAUCAGAAACAAAAAUCACUGGAGUAUUAAGGAAACUCACUUAAAAGUAUCAAGUAUGACUUCAUGUCUUUAUAUAAUAUAUAUAUAGGUAUAUAAAUAUAUAAUAAGUAUAUGUUA
Molecule: messenger RNA, 9849 nt
Organism: Acyrthosiphon pisum (pea aphid)
Lineage: Eukaryota; Metazoa; Arthropoda; Insecta; Hemiptera; Aphididae
Gene: Stacl
Product: SH3 and cysteine-rich domain-containing protein
Exons: 23
Coding region: 631-3891 (1086 amino acids)
Biological process (GO): skeletal muscle contraction; positive regulation of protein localization to plasma membrane; positive regulation of voltage-gated calcium channel activity
Molecular function (GO): protein binding
Source: RefSeq, a predicted model, not a curated record